Solanum dulcamara is the source of this 1273-nucleotide messenger RNA. RefSeq names its product putative DNA glycosylase At3g47830. NCBI's taxonomy places the organism in Eukaryota, Viridiplantae, Streptophyta, Magnoliopsida, Solanales, Solanaceae. Gene Ontology annotation, molecular function: catalytic activity. Gene Ontology annotation, biological process: base-excision repair. The coding region runs from base 144 to 1115 and encodes 323 amino acids. The transcript has 5 exons. The record is from RefSeq and is a predicted model, not a curated record.
ACCCAAAAUUUCAGCUUUAUUGGUGAUGAUUCUCCGUUCUCCAUCGUAAUAACCUCCCUUAUUUUUCUACCUCAACACUUCGGCUACAAUUGAAACCUUAAUAUAGCGCUGGGGCCUUUCGCAAGGCUUCAUUAUCAAAGAAAAUGACCAAACUGACAAAGACGCGGAAAAACCCAAAGAGGAAAAAUCCCGACGACCAUUGUUCUUCUUCUCCAUGUCCGUCAUUGAAAUCCUCGAGAAAGACUAAUGUCACCGCUGGUUCCUUCAAUGACAAUGAGCCAUUCCCCGAUCACUCUCAACCCACGCCGGAGGAAUGCCGAGCCGUACGGGAUGAUCUCUUAGCUCUCCAUGGUUUCCCCAAAGAAUUCAUCAAGUACCGCAAGCAGAGAUCACUCGAUCAUAUUGAAUAUGAAGAUGAUGAUACUAGUGGUGCUGAGUCUUGUUCAGAGAGUGUACUGGACGGUCUGAUAAGCACAAUUUUGUCCCAGAACACCACUGAAGCUAACUCUCAGAGGGCUUUUGCUUCCCUCAAAUCUUCUUUUCCAACCUGGGAAUGUGUUCUAGCUGCUGAUGCAAAACUUGUUGAAGAUACCAUAAGAUGUGGGGGUUUAGCACCCACCAAAACUUCUUGUAUCAAGGGAAUAUUAAGUUCAUUGUUUCAGAAAAAAGGAAAUUUGUGUUUGGAGUACUUGAGAGAGCUAUCUAUAGAGGAAAUCAAAAGGGAGCUCUCUUGUUUCAGAGGAAUUGGUCCCAAAACGGUGGCAUGUGUCUUGAUGUUCCAUCUUCAGCGAGAUGAUUUUCCAGUUGACACACACAUUUUUCAGAUUGCAAAGACUCUUCAUUGGGUACCUGCUGAAGCUGAUGUGAAAAAGACAUAUAUUCAUUUGAAUCAGCGAAUUCCAGAUGAACUAAAGUUUGACCUUAAUUGUCUCAUAUAUACCCAUGUUAGGAUGGGACUUCAGACGAUAACUGUUACAGCUGAUUACCAGCUGUGGUGCUGGUUUCUUUUCCGAGGAUGUGGUCAACACUUGUAUGAGCCUAUAAGAAAUGAUGAUUAUCAAGUUUGCUACCUUCUGGUGCAAGUUUUUGUGCUGCUAAGUUACCUUGAGAGGUGAUAUUUCUGAGUGAAGAACAGAUUUCCUUCGGGAGCUUUAACUAAUGUCUUGGCGGAAAAAGCACAGAAAGAAUGAACUAAUGAGAUGUACUGGAAAUUACUGAUAAAGUGGAAGGAGUCCCAAUUCAUUAAUGCACUAGGCUCCCUGUUCUGGCUUUA